Rhodamnia argentea is the source of this 2376-nucleotide messenger RNA. RefSeq names its product putative receptor-like protein kinase At3g47110. Lineage: Eukaryota; Viridiplantae; Streptophyta; Magnoliopsida; Myrtales; Myrtaceae. The transcript is spliced from 3 exons. Gene Ontology annotation, biological process: protein phosphorylation. Gene Ontology annotation, molecular function: protein binding; protein kinase activity; ATP binding. Bases 1 to 2376 code for a protein of 791 amino acids. The record is from RefSeq and is a predicted model, not a curated record.
AUGGAACUUGGGCACUUCGGUUUUGCGCAGUAUCUGGCACCGGCUUGCCGCUUCCUUCUCUCGUCUCUCGCUCUUGCACUGUGCUUUGUCCAAGCCUCCUCCGCCACAAAUGAACCCGACAAACUCGCGCUGCUCGCAUUUAAGGCCGCGGUCGAAGACCCUUACAGGGGGCUUGCUUCAUGGAAUGACACCAUCGGGUUUUGCGGUUGGUACGGGGUCACAUGCGGGCCGAGGCACCAGAGGGUCACGGUCUCGCGCUUGAAAUCGCUAGGACUCUCGGGGCCCAUCUCUCCUCACAUCGGAAACCUAAGCUUCUUGAGUGAAAUUCAUCUCGAGAAUAAUAGUCUCGUUCGAGAAAUCCCUCCGCAAGUGGGGCGGUUGCGCCACCUGCGUUUGCUACAGCUAGACAACAAUUCACCGGCCGGCAAAAUUCCCAGAAACAUGUCGGCUUGCUCAAAGCUCGAAGUCCUCAGCAUUGCAUUCAGCCAACUAACCGGAGUAAUUCCCACAGAACUCGGUUCAUUAUCGAAGCUACGGGUUUUGUCCUUUUGUAAAAACGCACUCUCUGGGAAUGUGCCUUCGUCCUUUGGGAACUUAUCUUCACUGCAGGUUCUUGAACUCACGGAAAAUAACUUGGGCGGGGGCAUUCCCGAAGAUCUAGGCCGCCCGACAAGUUUAACCGACAUCAUUGUCCCAGUAAACAGAUUGUCCGGUACAAUUCCGUCUUCAUUGCUCAAUCUCUCCUCUCUACUCCGGUUCGACGUUUUAGAAAACCAGAUACAAGGGAGUCUUCCUGCAGACUUAGGCUUGACGCUCCCAAAUCUUCAAUGUUUCGCCAUUGCCAUGAACAAACUUGAGGGACCGAUUCCUCCCUCGGUGUCCAAUUGGACAAAGCUAGAUGUCAUCGAAGCCGGAGAGAACAAGCUUUCGGGGAAAGUGCCUUCUUUUGGAAAUAUGCCUUGGCUUUGGCUGUUUGGCAUCUUCGAUAACCAGCUGGGAAGUGGGAAUUACGAAGACUUGAGCUUCGUAUGCUCAUUGACAAACUCCACCAGACUAGAGUUCUUCCAAAUUCAACGGAACAGACUCGGCGGGGCACUGCCCAAAUGCAUAGGCAUGCUACCGCUUGAAGGAGUCUUUAAGAAUGCUACCGCGACUUCUAUUAUUGGGAACGAUGAGCUUUGUGGGGGAUUGCCAGCAUUUCACCUCCCCAAGUGCAUCUCCAAACGCGCCAAGAGAAGAAAAAUCCAUAUAUUGGUAUCGUCGGCUAGUGCUACUUUUGUCAUUCUUGGAAUAUCUCUUGUUCUGGUUUUUCUAUAUCUUCAUUGGUUGAAGAAGAAAGUAAAAGAACCUAUUUCAACUUCCACGGAUGAUUCAUGUCCAAACAUAUCUUAUCGAGCACUCUUAAAAGCAACCGAUGAUUUUUCUUCGAUGAAUUUGAUCGAUGUUGGAAACUUUGGCUCUGUUUACAAGGGGAUACUAAAGGAAAAUGGUACAACCGUUGCGGUGAAGGUGCUUCAUUUAGUGCAUCGUGGUGCUCUGAAGAGCUUCCUGGCGGAGUGCGAGGCAUUAAAGAACGUGAGACAUCGAAAUCUUCUAAAGAUAUUGACAGUUUGCUCGAGUAUUGAUCAUCAGCAAAAUGAUUUUAAGGCCUUAGUUUAUGAGUACAUGGAAAAUGGAAGCCUCGAAAGGUGGCUACACCCAAACCCAACACCAUCUCACAGGAAUGAGCCUACCCGGACAUUGAAUUUCUUUCAAAGGAUAAACAUUGCUAUUGAUGUCGCCUCUGCACUGGAUUAUCUUCAUCACCAGUGCCACAUCCCCAUCAUACAUUGUGAUCUAAAGCCGAGCAAUAUCCUCUUAGAUGCUGAGAUGGUCGCCCAUGUUGGUGACUUUGGAUUGGCAAAGUUCCUCCCUGGAUCAUCCUUCGAUACCGUGGCUAAUCGGACGAGCUCGGUGGGCAUAAGAGGAACAAUCGGUUAUGCUCCACCGGAAUAUACGAUGGGAUGCAAGGUGUCAAGAGAAGGCGACGUCUACGAUUACGGCAUCCUCUUAUUGGAGAUGUUCACGGGGUUGAGUCCCACCAAUGACACCUUCAGAGACAAUUUGACUCUUCAUAGCUUUGUGGCAGAAGCUUUGCCCGAACGAGUGCUGGAAAUUACGGAUCGCAUUCUGCUCCAAGAAAGAGAGAAUCAUUCGAGCCCCAACAGUCCUCGGCAUUGGCUCUCCGAAAGCGACGGCAUAUUUCAAGAGUGCUUGGUUACAGUAUACAAUAUUGGAGUCGUUUGCUCCGAUGAAGUGCCUGGAAGGCGGAUGAGCAUUAGCGGAGCUACAAAUCAGCUGCGAAAGAUCAGAGAGAGACUCUUUGCACGGGGUUAA